Molecule: messenger RNA, 3777 nt
Organism: Paramisgurnus dabryanus
Lineage: Eukaryota; Metazoa; Chordata; Actinopteri; Cypriniformes; Cobitidae
Gene: rassf3
Product: Ras association domain family member 3
Biological process (GO): signal transduction
Cellular component (GO): cytoplasm
Source: RefSeq, a predicted model, not a curated record
AAAUUACUAAGUAUAGACCUAACAUCUACAUGCGUUCUGUUUUCUUUGGCGCACUGACGCGUGGUAGCCUAAUAAUUGACAUGAUGCAUCACAGCAGGAAGUAUUCGCCACCGCGUCACUGUGCCGUCGUGUCGCCGUUAGCGGUGCCUCAGCUCAACAGAUUACCGACCUCGCGGAUAGAAGAAAGCGACCUGAUUGAAAGAUCGGACAUGAAUUCACCAAAAGCCAAAUCCAGAAUGCGCAACGUGAAGAUGAAGGGAGUGAAGGGACCCGCGUCCCCACAGAGACCACGCAUCUCUCCAAACUCUCCGCCAAGCGAUGAGCUACCGAAGGCGGUGGACAACGGAGCUGCCGGACCCCGGUCUAAAAAAAGAGGCUACAAACCUCCUGAUGUAAGGACGAUAUUCGAACCCUCGGCUAAGGAUCCACGGGUUAAAGAGGAGAAAGGGGAGGGACACACGUUUGGUCAGGACGCGGCGCAUGCAUGGUGCGAUGUGUGUUGCGGGUAUAUCUUAGACGGUGGUCUUGCGUGCAAAGACUGUAAGUACACAUGUCAUGCUCGCUGCCAUGACAAGGUGACACUAGACUGUCACCCGAAUGGAUCCCUUAAUGGCAGCUCAUUCAGUCCUGUGAUUCAGGACCACCUUAACAACAACCAGUCAUCACACAGCGAUGUGGAGAAAGAGAAAACUUGCACUCAACUCACACAUGAGGAGAUCAGACAGAAGGUCGAGCAGUACAACGCUGAUUCACGUGAUCACUUCAAAAUGACACUGAAUCCUAAUGGUCUGUACACUGGCUUCAUCAAGGUGCAAUUGGACCUGCGGAGACCCAUCACAGUGAAACGGGGUGGGGCUGGAUGUGCCAAAGAUCAGGAGGCGUUUCACCUUCCACGAGGCUCUAUAAACACUUUGCACAUCAGCAGCACGAACACGGUGCGACAGGUUAUCGAAGCCCUGCUCAACAAAUUCACCCUGGCCGACAACCCCGCCAAAUUUGCCUUGUUCAAGCGCUUCAGCCGGGAAGACCAAGUGUACACCUGUAAGCUCUCAGAGAAAGAGCAUCCUCUCUUUCUGCGCUUGGUGGCGGGGCCAAGUACAGACGUCCUCAGCUUUGUUCUGAAGGAGCAGCAAACCGGUGAAGCCAUGUGGGAGGCCUUUUCCAUUCCUGAGCUGCAAAACUUCCUCCGUUUCCUGGAUAAAGAGGAACAGGACCAGAUCUGUUCGAUAACCAAUCGCUACAACAGUUACAAGGAGAAACUAGAGGAGGCCAUGAGAGCGGCGGGCGGCCCGGGUUAACACAAACAUCACAGGGAGAGAUUUAAACUCCUCCACUGCUUUCUCUGGUGAUGUGUCAUGAACAUUAUUAGGUGUCACAGUGCCAAAUGGACACCCUUUCUCACAAACUUAAACAGGAGAACACUGGACUCCGUCACUGGAUGCUACACACCUCCCAGAAUGCACCUCAGGUGCAAUAAUUACCCUUUCUUAGGUUUUUUCUGUUCUUUAAACCCUUUCAUUUGUGAAUGAAACGUGAAGAUCUGAUCGUGUUUUUUUUUUUAUUUAACUUAAUUGUUGAAUGCCAUGGUUUGUAAAUAUUUUUGUUUCUUAUCUUAAUUUAUAUGGGUGAAGUUUUAUUUUAGUUUUUUAUUUUGCUGAAAGUCUUAUUUUGUUUCAAAUAUGCCUUUUGACCAUAUGUUAAUGGAACAGGUGAUUAUGGAACUUUUUAUUAAAUGUUAAAUACCAAAUGACUCACAAUGUGCCCUACCAAAGAUAGUGUUGGCGUUUGAUGUGCUGUUGACAAAACUAUGAGAAAUGUAGUGCAAGGAUGACGGCCUUAACUUAAGACGAUGUUGCAAUGGGAAGAUAUUGAAUGUUAGAAGGUAAUGUAUGUUGUACGUGAUGGAAAAAUACUGAUGUAGGGGCAGGAAUGGGGAUGUACAAGACAAAGACAAAAGUGUGGCAGUGUAAAGUAGAGUCAGAAACCGAGUUUGCUUAAACAUUAGGUGAUGUGUUGGAAUUGGAACUGAACAGAUUUUAGGAAGUUGAUGAGUGAGUGCUGUUGAUAAAAUGUUGGAAAAUAUGCAGAGGGAACCGGCAUGCGGUCAUAUUGGAGCAAAUGGAAUUAACUUGCUGACCUCUGCUGUUCUGAAGGACUGAAUGAUGUUGGUUAAGCUUCAGUGGUCUAUUUAAGUGAAUGAUUGGUUGUAGUCAUGGGGUCAUGAUGUCAAGCGACCUAUAGGGUUCAAACAGAGAUCAACAAAGUGUUUGUCAUUUAGUAAAGAUUUAGAAAGGGGGUUCACAUGUUCACAACCCUGGAAAAUGCAGGAAGAUUUUAAAUUUUGAAAUGUGCAGAUCAAUAGUCUUGUAAAUGUCUGAAUAUAGAAGUACUGAGGAUGAAAGCGUCUAUUCAUUGUGAUAUGAUCUUCUUCCUUUCCAUAUUCAUGCAUGAAAACGUAUCCUGACCUCCCCUUCUGUGCCAGGAAAAAUGAAAAGUUCUCUGUUCUGCCAAAAGAGGUUUUUAUUUUUUAUUUAAUGUAUUUCUGCAUGACAUGGAUUGCCACCUUUUAAUCACUUUAAAACAAAUGGCCAAUGCUACUUCGUCACAGCACACAAGGUCAACAUUUAUGACUAUUUUAAGUGAUACUUGUGUAUCAGUAGUUGAUUUAAUAUGUAUAUUCAUUUAUAGAUAUUUUUUUGCUAGUGCUGCAUGAUGGUUUUCUGAUGGGCACUGCAACAUUUUGUAGUCUUGCUAUUCCAAUUGACACGUGCAUAGCAAGGUAGUGGCACCUUGUGGUCAACUGCUGUAAUUACAUCUCUGCAGUCCUAUGGCUCAAUUGUGUUAUUAAUCUAGAAGCCACAGACUGCCUCUUUAUAAAUUUUAUUGAAUAUUGGUUUUAUAACCUUUAACCAAAGAUAUAUUUCAAUUGCAUAGUUUGAGUUUAAAGAAAAUUGCCUGGCGCAAUCAGUCAAACCUCAGAAACUGAGGUUUAUUUAGAGUAUAUAUAUGCUUAGGGCAACUUUAAUUAAACACUGGGGUGAAUAUAAAAAAUAUAUAGUGUAACUGUUAUGUGAAAUAUCAUGACAGUUUCAAAAUAUGCAAUCAAAAUGGAAUAAGACCAGCAAUCUUAAAUGCUUUUUGGGCACUUUAUGUUUUAAGUCAGGGAAUCGUUUUGUUUUAAUUUUGUCUUCAUUAGGUCCCUAUGGUGUUCCACAGUUUAAUUAAGAACUAUGGAGGAAUCUAAUGGACACUCGGUCAUGUUUAAUGGAAUCUUUUUUAAUUUUUUUUAAUUAAGCUGUUUUAAUACUUGAUUUUUUUUCAGUUCAACAAGCUUCUGUUUGUAGAGUAAGACUGUGAAACUGUGAUAACUUGUAUUCUUGUGUUGUGAAGGGGUGUGGAUGUGACCGUACUGCUUAAACACUUUUGCAUGUGUUACAUUAAUCCAUGCAUAUUCUCUGUGGCUAUUUUAGGACGUCAUUGGCCAGUGCUGUUGACACGUCUUUCAGACAGCAUAUUUUAGAGAUUGCUCACGAAACCCAUGGUCAGCAUUUGCCAAAAGGAUCGCGUUUUGAUCCAUAGCUGUAGGUUUUGUGCAAAUAUUUUAUUUUUUUUAAUAGCUUUACCGAUGUGGAUCGUUUAAAUCCAGAUGUCGUGUUUGUGACAAUGACGGAUGUUUAUGGAGGUUUUCCGUUGGUCACACAGUUUGUAUUGUUACCAAUUGUUGCCUUUCUUGUAAAAUCUGAUUUUAUGAAAUAAAGAUAAUAAUGUUUCUCAGAA